ACUCGUUUUCUAUCCAAUUCAUCAUCCCCGAAGAUCGAUAGAAUUGAAAUAUUCCGAUACAGACAAGAUGCCGCCUGAAGCACCCUGCGCUAACCCGCUCCUCCUCUCUUGGGUGCAGGAAUGGGUGGAAAAGGCCCGAGACCACAAUUCCAAGGGCUUGUUGACGUAUAAGAAGGCAUAUGACGCUCUCAAGGCAUGUCCGGUUACCUUUCAGCAUCCCUGUCAAUUGCAACAAUUAAAGGGAUUUGGUCAGACGUUAUGCACUCGCUUGACGGAAAAGAUGCAGAAGCAUUGCGCAGAGAACGGAUUGCCUAUGCCGAAACGUCCCAGGCGAAUAAAUAUUCCCGGCUUAGGCGGCCAAGACGAUGACGAUGAAGAAGGUGAAGAAAGGCCAGUAAAGAGGCAGAGAAAGUCAAAGCCUUACGUACCAACUCUCCGGUCUGGCCCUUAUGCCAUAAUUAUGGGUUUGGCAACACUAGAAGAAGGCUCGCACCAGGGAAUGACGAAACAACGUCUGAUUGAGGUAGCACAGCCCCAUUGCGAUGCCUCUUUUACUGCUCCUCCCGAUCCCAAGAGUUUCUAUACAGCUUGGAACUCUAUGAAAACUCUUCUUGAAAAGGACAUCGUCUAUGAACGACGAAGCGGGCCAACGCGAAGGUAUCAUUUAACCGAGGACGGGUGGGAAGUAGCACGACGAAUCCAACACACAUUGGAUCCUAGCCUACCAAGGCCGGCUCCCCCAAGAGCGGAAUCUGUACCUGAAGAGAUCGAACAACCCCCUCGCCCUGUAAAUCGAUCUCCUUCCGUAGAAAUCGACGAGCCACCUAAGCAAGCCUCGAGCUAUGUAGACGUCGUCACUAAUGGCAAUACAUCUUCCGGUAGUUCAGAAAUACCACACUUCCGGCCAAUUCGCCUCGCACCUGGGUCUUUCGAAGUCCAACUAGUACUAGAUGUUCGUGAGGUCCGGGCAAAGACCGAUAGAGACUACAUGCAAAACGAGUUGUCAAAGAAGGGUGUCAAUCCAGUAAUGCGCUCACUCGAACUUGGUGACGCCCUCUGGGUUGCCAAAUGUAAAGACCCAAACUUUCUAUCUCGAACUGGCGCCGAGGGAGAUGAAGUCGUGCUUGAUUAUGUCAUUGAGAGAAAAAGACUCGAUGAUUUGAUUAGCAGUGUCAAAGAUGGCCGUUUCCACGAGCAGAAGUUUCGGCUGAAACGGUCUGGCAUCAAGAAUGUUGUCUACAUCAUCGAGGAAGUUUCAAUGGAUUCGGAGACUUUAGAUAGGCGCGCAGAAAUGGUACAGUCUGCUAUUGGAUCGACGCAGGUUGUCAACGGCUUCUUCGUAAAGAAGACGCAGAAGAUGGACGACACCAUUCGAUACCUUACCCGAAUGACCAUGUUGCUGAAGAAGCAGUAUGAGAGCAAACCUCUACUUGUCAUUCCUACUGAUAUCCUUACUGCUCAGAAUUACCUCCCACUAUUAGAGCAUCUCCGAGAAAAAGAGCCUACGACGGGUCAUUAUAUCAGCUAUCCGGCAUUUGCGUCACUAGCAUCCAAGUCCGACAUGAUGACACUGCGGGACGUAUACCUGAAGAUGCUGAUGUGUACCAGGCAGGUCUCGUGGGAGAAGGCCUUGGAGAUCCAGAAGAGAUGGAAGACGCCGAAUGAGUUCGCAAAGGCAUUCGAAGAGUGCGGUGGUGGAGAACAAGGGAAAAAGCGGAAACGAGAAUUGGUCUCUGACCAUAUGGGAAAUCUGUACGGGCGCAAGAAGAUUACCAAGCCACUCAGCAUGAAGAUUGCAGAAAUCUGGGCUGACGGUGUCGAGGGCUAAUGUCUCGAGACAGAAUUACGAAAGGGAAACCUCUGGCAUUGACACCUGUUAGCGAAGCCGUAGGGCCAGUCUAACUAUCCCAAUAUGAACAAAAUGGAUUAACGAGCCGAUUCGAUCGUAAUGGACGUCUUAUCUUAGUAAACUGUUGCUCCUUUUUGUAUAUUCCUGCGACUCGUAAGGCAUACCAC
Annulohypoxylon truncatum is the source of this 2016-nucleotide messenger RNA. Its product is annotated as crossover junction endonuclease MUS81. NCBI's taxonomy places the organism in Eukaryota, Fungi, Ascomycota, Sordariomycetes, Xylariales, Hypoxylaceae. The coding region runs from base 68 to 1828 and encodes 586 amino acids. The record is from RefSeq and is a predicted model, not a curated record. Gene Ontology annotation, molecular function: 3'-flap endonuclease activity; DNA binding; crossover junction DNA endonuclease activity. Gene Ontology annotation, cellular component: nucleus; Holliday junction resolvase complex. The transcript is spliced from 2 exons. Gene Ontology annotation, biological process: DNA catabolic process; mitotic intra-S DNA damage checkpoint signaling; resolution of meiotic recombination intermediates.